AUGACACGAGAACAGUACAUACUAGCAACACAGCAAAAUAAUCUGCCAAGAACUGAAAACCCUCAACUUUAUCCAGUAGGAAUUUAUGGCUGGCGAAAGAGGUGCCUAUACUUCUUUGUCCUCUUGCUGUUGGUAACCAUGAUCGUUAACUUAGCAAUGACAAUCUGGAUACUAAAAGUUAUGAAUUUCACAGUGGAUGGAAUGGGCAAUCUGAGAGUCACCAAAAAGGGAAUUCGGCUCGAAGGUAUAUCUGAAUUUCUACUUCCAUUGUAUGUGAAAGAAAUCCAUUCCCGAAAGGAUAGCGCUCUGGUCUUACAGUCUGACAGGAAUGUUACAGUGAAUGCAAGAAAUCACAUGGGACAGUUAACAGGACAGCUGACUGUAGGAGCUGAUGCUGUAGAAGCCCAGUGUAAAAGAUUUGAAGUGAGCUCGAGUGAAGACGGGAGGGUGCUGUUCUCUGCCGACGAAGAAGAGAUUGUCAUUGGAGCUGACAGGCUGAAAGUAACAGGCACAGAAGGAGCAGUAUUUGAACACUCUGUGGAGACACCACAUAUCAGAGCAGAGCCUUCGCAAGAUCUCAAGCUCGAAUCACCAACUAGAUCGUUGAUAAUGGAAGCUCCCAGAGGAAUUCAAGUGAGUGCAGCAGUAGGUGACAUAAAGGCCACCUGCAGGAAAGAAUUACACUUGCAAUCCACAGACGGGGAGAUAUUUUUGAAUGCGAACUCAAUUCGACUAGGGAAUCUACCAGUGGGUUCAUUUUCCUCUCCUUCGUCACCAAGCUCAUCAACGACUCGCCAGACUAUCUAUGAGCUCUGUGUUUGUCCCAAUGGUAAACUUUACCUUUCCCCAGCAGGAGUGGGCUCCACAUGUCAGUCCAGUAGCAACAUCUGCUUGUGGAGCUGA
Eublepharis macularius is the source of this 903-nucleotide messenger RNA. RefSeq names its product sarcoglycan zeta (gene SGCZ). Bases 1 to 903 code for a protein of 300 amino acids. Gene Ontology annotation, cellular component: sarcolemma; sarcoglycan complex. Gene Ontology annotation, biological process: heart contraction; cardiac muscle tissue development. Lineage: Eukaryota; Metazoa; Chordata; Lepidosauria; Squamata; Eublepharidae. The record is from RefSeq and is a predicted model, not a curated record. The transcript has 7 exons.